This is a messenger RNA of Rattus norvegicus (Norway rat), 29168 nucleotides long. NCBI's taxonomy places the organism in Eukaryota, Metazoa, Chordata, Mammalia, Rodentia, Muridae. The record is from RefSeq and is a predicted model, not a curated record.
ACAAAAGAAUUCAAGCCUGGUGGCCAUUAUUAGGGACAAGGCAGCGUUUGCUCAGAAGAGGCAGCACUGAAGCUGAGCUGGUCCAGGCUUACAGAGAAGUCUAGUUUUAGAUGCUUGGGGAAAAGCAGGAAUGAAGACCAUAGUUUCCACUUACGCUACCGAGGGGCUGAGGGUACAAGCAUCCCAUCCAGACUCAAUCGGGGUUGCAAGGAGACGUUCAGAUCUAUUAUGUAACAGUGUUCCCUUUGCACCACUCACUCUGUAUUUAGGGACAUCCCAGUAAAACAAAUCUCGAGCAUCGGGAUGAGUUUGGUAUUAAAAAAUAUGAGCAUGAAAAUCAACAUACAGGCAGCAUUGAAGGGACAAAAUGCGGAAGACGAAAAGAUCCAGGCAAGAGCUUUGUAGUCACAGACACAGGUAAAACACAGACCAUCGAAGUGGGGACAGUUGAUGACGCAGGAGAAUAACCUGGAGAAUGUGGUGCUGUGGAAGGCAAGGCUACCUACCACACUGUGCGGGACUGAGAUGUUGAGUGUAGAUUUUAUCGUUGAGGUUAAGGCAAAACAGAGAGCCCCAAAGUGUCAGCUGUAUUCAGUAACUGCUUCCUGUGAACGAGUGGGGACGAACGCAGAGAAGGCAGAAAAAGCCAAGAGGUUCUAAGUCUGGCUCUUCUGCAUGCUAAUUGCUUGGCCUGAGACUUGGAAAUGCUUUACUUCAGUGUGUUAAUCAGGUUUUCCCGGACUGAGAGAAAAGGACAGGGGGUGGUUACUAUGAGGAACUGACUCACAGGAUCAUAGAGGUUGAUGGUACUCAAAAACAGCGGGAUUGCUGGCCUUCUAGAGAGCCCACUGCCAGCUUGAGACUUCAGAUCAAGAAAGAGCUGGCUGGUGUUCCACUUUAAAUCAAAGGCAAGGAAAACCUGUGCUCUCCGCCUUCCAUUAAGAAAACCUGCAGCAAAGGAAAAUAUGUCUGCCCCUUAUCUAUAGAUUUAAACAUUAGGCUCAUCUGGAAAUUACCCAGCAAUGCUUCACCACAUACAUGGGCUCCCAGGGUCGAGUUGGUUGAUUCCCAUACAGAGUCAGCCCUCACACACAGCCUUGAUAACGUCUUGUUGGGGAUGUUUCAGAAAAGACUUUUAUAGAUGAGUUUCUUAAAAAGGUCUCUUGGCCAAGUCCCCAUCACGUAGCAGAGUCCAGAUUCAAGGAUUUGGAGGAUAUAAACAAGUGGAACAAAUACUUUUUCAGAACUAAUUUAAUCAUUAUGUGUCGUGUUGCAAUCUCGCAGUGAGCAUUAAACGGGCUAAGCUGACAGGCGCUUACUGCAGUGUGUUAGGGGGAGUGGUGAGCCACUGGUGGGUGGGGUUGCUUUUGUUUUGGUUUUCUCCUUUCCGGGAGAUGGGUCCCCAUGAAAGAUUAUUUUAUUUCACCUUCAGGGCAGGGGAAAGAGCUGUACCUCUUGGCUUAGAGGACGGAUCUCCCUCGCCGUGCCCUCUGACUCUCAGCUUCCAUUCAGCAAACCCACCUUCCUUGGCGUCUAAUUACCUCAGAUUCCGUUUGGUUUUUCUUUUCCUCCAGACAAGACGGGAAUGCAGGUACUCACACGCGCCGAUAGGUGGCAGUAACCUUCUGAAUCAAACACCGAUGUAGCACAGCCUUGCGUACACUUCCUCAAGCGCUUGAGACUUGGGGUGCAGCCCAGGAGAGAUGGGGAGAUAAUGUCCACACAAGCUGUGCACUUUUCUUCUCCAAGGGAAAAAGUGAUGCUGCCCGGCGCCCUUUAAAAUAUAUAGUUUUAAAGAAAACUAACACGCAGAAACUCCUAUCCUCUUUACCUUCUAGCUCCUACCCAUUCAAACACAAGUUGCAAUCCUUACGAUUUUACAUGUGUCGCCUGCCACCGGUUCGGCUUCAAGCGUAAGGACAGAAGGAGGCAUUCUGCUGUGGCUGUAAUCAUUGAAAUACAUAUACCCAAGGAGAUGUAUCUUUCCCUGAGCUUUAAUCGGAGAUAAUUGAUGUGUGGAGAACAAGAAUGAACGUUUUAGUUCGCCUGGUAGGAGCGCUGCGCUGCACAGGCUAUUGAAGCUCCAGGUUCAGAAACGUCACGUCAGAAUGUGCACGUUCACCAUAAAGACAGCUCGCCCUGGGGCUGGGGAGGGGUCUCAGCAACCGAGGGCUUGUUUGCAGCCCGGCUGAGUUUGGAACCCCGACACUCACUUUAGAAGCCUAGUGCUGUGGCCCAAGUCUGUUAUGGAGAGAACCAGGGAGUGGGCGGGAAAAUCCUGAGAGCCGGCCAGGCAGUCUAGCCAGUAGGUGAGCUCCAGGUCAAGAGAGGAACCUUGUCUCAAAAAUUAAGAUACAGAGUGAUUGGGAAAGACACUGGAUGCCAACCUCUGGCUUCCAUUUAUACAUAGUCACAGGAACACUCAAGCACACAUGUGCACACAUGAAUAUAUACACAUAUACAGAAUACAUACAAGAACGGGUGCUACGCAUGCUAAGGGGCUUUGUCUUUCCACAUUUAAUGUUGCCUUCUCCCUAAAUGUCUCUACAGGCUGCGGGGACUCACAGAACAUUUUAGAAACCUGAGUUUAUUCUGGGGAAAUAACCAGUAACUGCCCGAGACGAUAGUUUAAGUAUUCUAAUGACUUGGACCAUCCAGAAAAAUAGCAUAGUGUUUUCUGUCAGCCACAUUUCUAGAAACACACACACACACACACACACACACACACACACACACACUAGCGCUUCUAAGUGGCAUCACCCUGUCACCCUCUUAGGCCAGCACCAAACCCAGUGGACAUCAGAUUCCAUUACAAAUGGUUUUGAGCCACCAUGUGGUUGCUGGGAUUUGAACUCAGGACCUCUGGAUGAGCAGUCAGUGCUCUUAACCACUGAGUCAUCUUCCCAGCCCCUUUCUAGUUAUUUUCCAAUAGGAAACACACACACACACACACACACACACACACACACACACACACACACACUUUCAAAUGUUUUAAUGUACUGAACUAAAGGACUCCUUCAAGUGCCCACUACCUACCUGCAGGUUACCAGGAUCACUUCUUGGUGUGUCCUUCCAUGGUAGAAAUGCUGACAAAUAGAAGGAAGAAUUUGUCUUUGUUUUCUCCUUUAUAAAUAAGAACUUUUGCUUAUUAUAGUGACACUAUAGCUUGGAGACUAUUCUAGACAGGUAUGUGGAAAGUUCCAAUAUUCUGUUCUAUAAUUGUAUUGAAAUUCACUAUUUGACAAAUCAAAAUGUACCCCAUAUAUUAUAUAUAAUUUAAACUAGUGCAUAGUAUAUGUGUAUUGUAUGUAUAUGUUAUAACAUAUGCAUACAUUAUAACCAUACAUGCACCUACAUCUACAAAUACACAUACACAUUGUCUUAGGGGUUCAUUGCUGUGAACAGACACUGUGACCAAGGCAAGUCAUAACAAGAUAUAUUUGGGGCUGGCUCACAGGUUCAGAGGUUCUGUCUGUUAUCAUCAAGGUGGGAGCACGGCAGCAUCCAGGCAGGCAUGGUGCAAGAGGAGCUGAGAGUUCUACAUCUUCAUCUGAAGGCUGCUAGCAGAAUACUGACAUUCAGGCAGUUAGGAUGGGGGUCUUAAAGCCCACACCCACAGUGACACACCUACUCCAACAGGGCCACACCUUCUAAUCAUGCCACUCCCUGGGCCAAGCAUAUACCACACCUGCACAUAUACAAACUUUCAGGCCGGUCUUAGACUCCAUACAUAUACAAAGACAACCUUGACCUUGGUCUUCUAAUCUCUACUUUUUAAAUGCCGAGAUUAUAGAAGUGUGCCACCGUAUCUGGCGUAUGUGGUUGGGGAUAGAGCAUCCAGGGCCUCCCACUGGCUAGGCAAGCAUUCUGCAUACCGAGCUACAUUUGUGCUGACCCCAUGUUUUACCGCAUUUACCAGCUUCCCACUGAUAGAUGUUGAACUUGUUCCUAUCUACAAUUCAAAACAGUGCCAUAAGUAAUAAUAUCUAGAGACAUCUCACCACGAGUCAGGUCACCUACGGCAUUAAUGGCCCAAGUGUUGUUGCUGGGGUGAAAGUAUAUGUUGCUUUUAACCUUUCUGUCAUAUACCAACCUUUUUAUGACCGAGCCUCACAUAUUUGACGCUCACUUCUAUGCAUUUUAUCUCUCUUUAUGGGGGGUCUUACUUCAAUCAAAUCUUCUGAAAGGACCAGUUUUGAUUACUAAACUUGUAUUGUAUUACCUUAACAUAUGCUUAAGAGGGAUUUAGAAGUAGCUAACAGGUGGUUGAUAAUUAAUCUUGAUUGCCAACUGGACUCGAUUUAGAGUUACCUAGAAGAUGCAACUCUGUGUUUGUGAGGGAGUGACCAAAGAAGAUUUACUGAGAACGCCUAUGCCUACCUACCCUGAGUGUAAUUGGUGCCACCCACAGGCGGCAGUCCCUGACUGAUAAAAAGGAGAUCUAACAGCUCCAGUGUGUGUCAGAUAUGUCACAACAGUGAGAAAGGAGCUAAGACAAGGGCUCACUUUGGACUUCUAGAAGUUUCGUGAUUACUGUUUUCAACAAAUACUGUUUUCAACCUUCCUUUCUCCAACUUGUUUUGUUUGUUGUUGUGGUGGUGGUGGUAGUGGUUGGUUUGGUGGUAUGUAUGUGUGUAUGUGACAUUGAAAUUUAAAACCCAAACCACGUACAUAUUAUAAGCACCCUACUUUUUUCUCUUUCUAUGUGUGUGUAUGCAUGUGAGUACGUUGUAUAAAAUGUCUAAUUUAUGUACAUAUUAAUCAAGUGGUCUUUUUUUUUUUUUUUUGGAGUGGUAUUUUUUAAGGACUUGCUCUUGCUGGCCCCUUGAGAAUAACCCAGGAUUCCUACUAUAAAUUACCUUUCUGGGCUUCUUUUCUCUCCUCUGGUCUCUGCUGGUAGACGUGGAGCAUUGUUUAGGGGAGGAAGGAUGACAGGUCUUUAUGAUGGUGUUCACAAAUCAGCACUGUAGACUGUUUUUUUCCUCAGUCAUGCAUGCUCUGAACAAAAUCCCUCUUCGUCUGAUACUAAAGUCCGUGCUUCUACUUUGCUUCUCGGUCCUGGGUAUGAAUGCGGGGCCCUGAGAUGCCGCGUAAGCGCUUUGUCACCGAGCUCCAUCCUCAGGUCUGCUUGUUUCCUUUUACGCUGUAUUUUGCUUUGCCUCUACCUCCAGUUGAGUGUUUAUAGAUCUUUGUGUUUGUUUGCUCGAUUUUACUUCCAUUGAGCAUAAAGUUUUAUUUGGUUGGAUCAAAACUGACAUCUUUGGAUACUGGUAGGUAAUUCAUUAUCAUUUAUAACUACGAAUGGUAUAGAUGUGUUUGGUUUUGUGUAAGCUAGGCAAACACCCUAGCCACAACUUCAGUCUACAAUGCAUAUCUUAAAUCAUAAGACUUGAGGAUUGAAAUUGCUGUUUGAUCCACAGGCUACAGAAUGUAUAUUUUAUUAAUAGGUAUGGGAAUAUUGAUAUUACUAUAUAUUUCUUCAGUAGAACUCAGGUGACUAGGUACAUUGUGAGUAAAAUUUUUAUUUAAUUAUUAUUCAUAUAUGUGUUUGAAGUAUGAUAUGGGGAGCACAUAUGUGCUGUGGCAUGUACACGUGUGUCAGGGUAUAAUUUAACUUUGUGGAGUCAGUUCUACCCACCCACUCUUCCAUCAGUUAGCGGAUUGGACUUGGCCUAGAAUCCAUCUUGCCAGCCCAGUGUGUGGCAACAUUUUCAAAGUCUUUCUUUUCCGAGCAGCAGUAAAACGUUCAGCGAUCCAUUUAGAAACAGAUGUGCUGUCACCCAGACUUUGCUGCCCCGUUUAUAGAGAGAAGGCAUGGUUAAUUGAGUUCUGGUGCUUAAAGAGGGGACGUUUCUUAGAGUAGUUAUUGCCUUCAACUGAAAGGAAGUGGUUGCAAAUUGCAACCGGCCUAUCCUUUGGAGCGCUUUGGAGUCCGGCAUUGACACCGCUUGGGCCACGGAAGUCCUAGUGUGCGGCCUCUUACCACAGAGAGCUACUUCAGCCACAAUGGAUGGGCUGCUCUGUCAUUGUCCGUGUCCUUUUCCGGAUCCUCAGCCAAACUCGCUACAGCUUCUGCAUUGGCAUCUUCUACGCUUUGCCGCCAUGGGCACGCUGCUUUCCCUGAACCUUAGGAACAACCUCUUCUUCGGCCUUCCGCAGCCUGAUCACUCCUUUCAGGCUUCGAGGAAGAGACCAAAGAGAGCAAGAGUCAAAUUGGGGUAGGCGUUCACUUAAUGUACCUAUGUCCUUUGGUCUUCUCUCCAGACCAAGAGAGCUUUCUCCAGAUCUGAAAUCAUGUUGUUUUGCUCCCUUACUGUACACUCCGUUCACCGACUUAUUGCUGCUAGUUUCCAACCGAAGCAUCACCUGUGCAUUGACAACAUGGCUGGCAGGUAGAGGAGGCCCAGCAUAGCUAACCCCUUUCUUAAUGUCUUCCUUCCUAAGCUUCCUGAUUUCUAGCUUUCCAUGGAGAAGGAGAGCUUAAGUGUUUCUUCCUUCGCUUGACCGAUUAGAGGUUAUUGUCAGGUUAUUGAUUGGUCUAAUUUCAGCAUUGUGAUGUCUCCGAGAAACAGAGAUGCAAAGAGCUGGUUGGUAACUCAGCCAGAGUGCAUGUGCCCACAGACUAAACUUGUUGUCCUAGGGACUGGAGAAAUGGCUCAGUCACAUGCAUGAGGAGUGUGGCAUGAGUUCGAAUCACCAGCACCCACCUUAAAGCUAAGUGUGGUGGCAUAUGUCUGUAAUCCCAGCACUCAGGGGACAGAGACAGAAAGAUCCAUGGGGACUGCUGCCCAGACAGUCUAGCUAAUAGGUAAAUUCUGUGUUCACUGAGAGAUCCUAUCUCAAAAAGGAAGAUGAUAAGAGAAAGACACCUGAUGUUGUCCUCUGGCCUCCAGACUCACGCGCAUGUACUCUCAUGCCUAUGCACACACACACACACACACACACACACACACACACACACACACACACACGCGCACAUGCACAUAGACAUGACAUAUAUACACAUUAAAAAAAUCCAACUCUGUCUAACAUAGACAAAGUUCAUGGUCCCCUCAACAGUCAUAUAAGUGACAUCAAAGACCACUGAUUCCAGAUCAUCACAACUCAUUCAAUGAUGAAAGUGUUUGGCCAAGAAGCGCAAAGUGGUGCCGUAAAUUUGAUGUGAAGGUUUAAUUUGUGAACCAAGAAGAAUGUGACGUGUGCUGAAACCAGCUACUCUUGAGCUGCAUUCCGCGGUACCCACCCGCUCUCCUCUCCACAUCCUCAUUUCGGUGAGACUAUUGUUAGCUUUCUUGAUGCUUAACAGGGCUCUGGGAACUAUGCUAAUGCUUUUUUCUCUCCUGGCUCACCAGCCUUAAAUGGUCAGCCUCUCAGUUCGCACACACGAGACCAUCAGCAAACCUACCGGCCAUCUCAAAUUCCUCUCUUACUCCUCCCUGCUCUUGUACUACAGUGGUUGGCCUCGUCUGGGGGUUUCCUCCUCUUCCAUGCUGUCUUGCUGACCCCUCCCCGUGCUUACUGUUACUUUGCACUUACUGUCUUCCUGUGCCACCGUGCCUCCUUUUCUCAGCUGAACGUGGUUCAUUCUUCUGUCGUUAGCAUAGCACAGGCUGGUGACAGAUAGGAUCUCCGAGCUCGUGUGGUCCAACUGUUCCUCUGCACUCUACUAGGGGAGUUUGCUUGGUAUAAACCCAUGACUCAUCAUGCAUCUGUUUACGCAUCUUCUAAAGGUUGCCCCACGUCUUCCUGCUUUGGAUGUUGCUCCAAGGACGUUUUUAUUCCUUCCUACUUGUGGCUUUACUACAGUAUGCCUGGCCGGCCUCCUAAAUGGUUCUUUCUCUUAGUUUUAUUUUUUUUUUAAUUAAUUCAGGGUUCUUACUAGACUGUACCUUGACACCGGUUGUUUUCUUUGAUUAUCCCCUGAUUGUGGUACAACCGUCUACCAUGUACACUUACGUAUUUUGAUUUAUUCGAUUUAUUUAUUCACAUUGGCAUAUUUGUUCUGAUUAAUUUGUCUUCGAGGAUUCGUAUUUUAUUUAUGACAUGUAUUUUGUUUGUCACUCAUAUUUAUCAAUUUCUUUCCAAUUCUUUAGCCAUUUAUUAUCUUUUUUUUGGUUCUUUUUUUUUUUUUUCCGGAGCUGGGGACCGAACCCAGGGCUUUGCGCUUCCUAGGCAAGCGCUCUACCACUGAGCUAAAUCCCCAACCCCUAGCUAUUUAUUAUCUUAUUUUGCUCACUCUACCCUCAUUUUUCUAUUCAAAAUAUAUCGAAUAUUUCUAUUUGAAUAUAUUCGAAUAUAUGCUCCUGGUUCUUUCUUGUGAUUAUGUAUUUCCUUUCCACUUCCAUAAUGGUUUUGGCUUCUCUUCUAUUUCUUCUCUAAAGAAUAUUAUGUCAGAGAACCUAUAGCCAUCUCACUGGAUUCCCCUGUUCUCUUGUUUCUAUUUGAUGGUAUUCCUUCUCGUAAGCAAUCACUUCGUUAAGACCUCUAAAUUAGUGCAAAUGGCUUUGGUCACACUAUCUUUGUCAAGUGACACCGUUGCCAUGGUAAUAAUCUAUGUCACUCGGCAAGCUUUUUAUCAGAUCACUUCCACAUCUGUACCUCCAAGAUCUUUUAAACAUGACAUAGCGUUGAGAUGUUGGCUCUCCGUGAUGCAGUCGGAGCCAGGGAGUCUGCACUGAAGAUGCAGGACAGCUUUCUAGGAUUCACAGCAAAGGCCUUACUCCUUCCCAGAUGGUGACAUACGCCUCCUGUGAAUCCCGUUCUCUGUGAGGUGGUAUUUCUAAUCCUUUAGGUUAAGAAACUACUCUGAGCAAGACUGGCUCUAUCCUGUCUUCUGCCACCAGCAUUCCUUCUUCUGGAGAAACAUACCCAUGUGUCCAAAGAGAGUCUAUAAAUUAGAGCCAAGUGUAAACAGAGAGAUGGACUUAAAGCAGCAUGAAUCAUAAGGAUACAGCCACAGGACAAAGACACAAGACUGAAGGCAAGCAAGGUGCAGACCAGAAGACCUGAAAGAGGAUGUUGAAACCAUCUUCUUCUUUCCAACAUCUAUUAGUUUAUAGCAGAUAGUGAAUAAAGCUUAUGGAGAGGUUCCUUGAAGUUAGAUGACAGCAAUGCGUUUUUUAUACCAAAGCAAGAAGACAGCAAGUGUGUCUUGUGCUUUCAGAUGCCUUCCCUCCUGUGCACACUCACAGCAACUACCUUCCUCCUAUGAUUCCUUCCCUCUGGCACGGUGAAGUGCUGGAUGGGUGUCUUCCAAUUCCCCUGCCCUGUUUGUGUUCCCUAACCCAAGAGGGAGAUGCUUACCAUUGUCCCAGAAAGUCCAGCCCCUAUCCCAGCCUGCCAUAGAAUUGAUCCACUCCACUUACUCAACAUCCUCUCUCAGGUCUUCUGGGCUGCACAUUGGUUGCCUUUAGUCUUGUGUCUGUAUUUGUCCUGUGGCUGUAUCCUUAUGCUUCAUGCUGCUUUAAGUCCAUCUCUCUGUUUACAGAAUAACUUCACACUUGGCUCUAGCGUCUAGAAUUUGCCUAAGAUCACCCUCCAGUUAGAUCCCAAUUUCCAGAACAGAAGUCCAGCUGAGUGCUCAUCUCCCCUGGGAACUUCUUUGCUAAUACAAACCUUCUCUAAGGGUGCCUGUGACUGCGCAUGCACGGUCUAGCUCCUGUGGUUGUCAUGGAGAUAAACUCUUACCGCAAAGUUUACACACACACACACACACACACACACACACACACACACACAAUGUCUACAUGUCAAAGGAAAUGGAAACUUGUUCCCUUCAUGGAAUUGAAAUAACGCUUUGAGGUUUAUGUGAGGGGAUGGGUAUUCACUACUCAGCUCCUCCAGCCCAGGAAAUAAGUGUAAAUACCCACCCCAUGCCCUCUCUUCAGCAUUUCACUUUUUAGAAACAGUUCUCAAAUAUGUGCACAUCCAAACCCUCCUAGAUACCGCUCUCAGGAGGUAAACAUCACUCUUGUUCCCCCUCCCCCAAGAAAGACUUUGCAGUAAUAGUUUAUCGCCAUGACAACCACAGGAGCUAGAUUUUUUUUCUCUCCUUCUGGGUUGUUUUCUCCUUUUUAUUUUUAACUUCUCAUGUAAAAUAAUCAGUGCUUGAAGUGUAUAUUGACUUCACAACUAGGUGUUUACUGAGCCCAUAGUAAGGUAAAGUUCCCACAGGUUGAGACAUGAGCGACUUCCCGAUGUAGGGCAACCACGAUCUAAGAAAUUUGGUGACUUUAUCUAAAAUUGAGCUUCUCACUUACUGGCUGCACUUUUAAGCAAAUAAAUCUGCUGUAUCUUGUGUUGAAUGCUUUUCUUGGUUUCUGCAUUUAAGAAUUGGAGGCAGUUUUCAAGACCUCAGGUUAUACACUACACAAUACGGGAGUCGUUGCCCAGUAAAGCUGAAUGAAACUUGAUGUGUAUGUCUGAUUGUUCUUUCCUUUGGUAGAGUACUGGGCUGUGGCUGGCUGAAACUCCCACCUCGGCCUAUGCCAUAAAGGAGACAUGUCAUAGCCUCUUGGUAAAAGCUCUCCUGUAUUGGUAGAAAAGCCUCGAUGUAGUAUCACAGACGGGCAACCCUACCGAUUCUAUAUUUGCGAAAUAUCUUGCCCUUUUAAGAAGCAACCUGCUGCUGUGUGCUGCCUUCACAAAAGAGAAAUCCUCUCUCUCCACAAGCAGUUGUCAAGCAUAAUAAAGAAAAAAAACUGGCAGAAUCAUUUGGGUGGUUGCCAAGCCCAGGUGUAUAUUGUGUGAGAGAAAAUGUAUGGGACAACAAUCUUGAAAGAUCUAGAGGGCUGCGGCACAGCCAUCAAAACACCCAGGUAGUCAGAGACAGAGUGGAAGUCACAGAGAAUUAUGAACAGACCCAGAAUCCUGGAAAAAAUCCUCCAUGAAUUAAAAAGCAGGGAUACAUACUCAAGGCUCUAACUCCCUGCCAAUCCAAGACAACAUUCCACAUCAUUUUUUUUUUAAUUUUCCAAAAUAUGAAAAAUUUCAGGAGUUAGCUAGAAAUUUGAUGUUGAGACAAAUCUAUAUAAAACAGCACCAAACCAACAUCAUUUUCCUAUAGUUCCUCCUACAAUGCACUUAGUCAUUUCCCUACAAUUGCCUACUCCUAGCCCAAACGCCUCUUCCCUUUGUCCUCCAUGCCUCUACAAUUUAACUUACUAAAAUGCUCUAUCAGUUCUCAGCUCUAUUCACUCCCUUUUGUCUCUAUUUCUUACAUGGGAAGAAUCCCAAACGCACAUAAAAUACUGUCAUUAAGGCAUGGAUGUUUUCCCCUUGCUAACCUGUCUUUGAUUAAUUUAAUUCCUAGAUCCUCCAUAGACCCAAAGGGUGGAUGAGAAGUCUUUCUUCUUCUCUAGAAGGGAGGGAGGAAAGAAGAAAGUGAGGAUCUAGGAGGAGAAGAGGGGAGGGGAGAGAAGAAAAGGGGGAGAGAGCCGGCUAUGUUAAACACUGCCUACUGACGUUUGAUUAUGGAUUGUGUUAAGCUAUGCUUCACAGGGAUCGGAGAAAGGACUCGGCGUUAUGAUCCCUUGCUCCUCUUGCAGAGAGGAUGAGAGUUCAGUCCUCAGCAUCCACACUGGGUGGCUCCCAGUGGUCUGUAACUCCAGCUUAAGAGGGUCAGGACCCUUCUUAUAUCUUCCAUGAUCACACACACACACACACACACACACACACACACACACACACACACACGAGAGAGAGAGAGAGAGAGAGAGAGAGAGAGACAGACAGACAGACAGACAGACAGACAUAGAGAAAUCAUCAUAGCAUGGUUGUAUGAGCUGAACUUUGGAACCAGCUAGUUGAGCUUCAUAUGACUGCUCUUCUGUUAGGCUCUGUGAUUUCUAAAUUCCUAGUUUUUAGCAACUAUAAAUGGAAGACGCAGCCCCUCUCCGCUAGUAUGGAGGCAUUCGGAAAUGAAUUUGGUAAAGCAAGUGUCGUUCAUUUAGUGCUGGUUUGGAAGGCAUAAAAAUUGCAAAGCUGAAGAGGUCAUGGAGAGCAGCUAAGGCUUGGUACCUCGUGGCAGGGUUGAAGCCUCUGCAAAGGGCACUGAAAGGUCACUGGGGAAGCCUCAACUGUGGCCAACAUUUUACAUCCAAGCCAGGACAGUUAACAACAUAUAUCAAACACAUACACAUAUCUUACAUAGUUCAAGAUUCUCUGCCCAGGAAGUGGCACCAUUCCUAAUGAACUGAGUGUUCCUACAUCGACUAAUGCUCAAGGCAAUUCCUCACAGACACGCCUGUAGACCAACUUGAUCUACAGAAUUCCUCAAGUGGGGCUUUCUUUGAAAGUGACUCUAGAGUGUGUCAAUUUGACGGUUAUAACUGAGGAGUGCGAGUGGAUAGAUGAAUUGCAAUUUGAAUAGGCUAAUCCAACAGCAGGUAGGGAGCAGAGCGGAAGCCUCUGUUCCUGUCGACAGUUCUUUGCCUUUCAUUCCCUUCAUGCAUACACUAAGUGGACAGAUGCCACGGUGGCACAGUGUUAGAAAUCCCCCUCGUCAUAGGGUUCAGGUAAGGGAGCUGAACACUUGCCUUAGUCUGGUGUGCCUGACAAGUUAUCGGGCCUGCUUUUCCUGAUAUGAUCUUAAUGACACCAUGUGCUUCUGGAGUCCCAGUUUACAUUUAUAAAUGUAUAGGGUGGUACCUUUUUAAUUUUAGGGAUAAGUUAAUUAUCGGCCUGUGUCUCCUGGGUGGGGUAGACAGAUGGUGUGGUUGAUGUGCUCACCUGAUUGCCCUGCCUCUAUAUUUGAACUCAAAAUGGAGUCAGCUGAUAGCUAUGAAAUCUUGUCUCUUUGGAUAAUGCAGUCUGAAAACAAAAGAAAACACUGCUUAUCCAAGUGAGAGUAACAUAGGAUAGGACAAUGGCUGUCCUCAAUAGCUUCCCCCCUUCACAACAUGAAAACUUGACUCCUAAACGCUGGGGAGCUUCCUGAUUGGUAAAAAAUUACUGAAUAGAAUAAGUAGUGCAUCUGGAUUCUGUAUGAAUGCUUACUUCUGUGAGCUUGGGACACAUCUGACCCUCCUCAUCUGGCUGUUCAUAUAGGAACAUCUAGCAACAUAACUGUAGGAUCUAGAAAAAAUGGCUCAGUUGACCCAAUUUACUUACCACAGAAGCCUGAGGGCCUGGGUUUAAUCCUCGGCACUUAUGUAAAAGCUGGUCUUGUCAAAUGUCUACAAUUAAUGCCUGGGCUGGGGAAAGACAGACAAGACGGUCUGUAGAGCUCACUGACCACAUGGACCAGCAGAACCCAUGCUUUCCAGAGCCAGUGAGAGACCCUAGGCAAAAAAAAAAAAAAAAAAAAAAAAGCCACACACCAGCUCAUGUUUGCUCUGUGUGGCUGUCCCUGUGACCUGUGACCUACGAAGUUUAUUCAGAUAUUUAAUAAGGGGCAGACCUUCUUCACAUGAGAGCUUUGGUUGGACUUAAACCAUCUUCUAGAAACUCUGAGAAGGUCGUCUCCCCCAGUCCUCAGGAAGCUCAAUUGUGUGCUAUGAGUUCUUCUAGAUAAUUAAUCCAGCAGUACAACUCCCACUCUGAACUCUCUCCCCCAUGAUCUACUCUUAAUUUUCUUCUAAUUUGCUUAAUAUUUCUACCUCCCUAACUCAUAAUUCACGUAAGAGCAUGAACACACAUGUGCUAUCCCAGGGAAGCAAUGCUUGAGGACCACCUGACCCUUUUCCAAUCCAGUUUUUCACUGUUCAUUUAAAAUGGAGAUGGGGCUAUUUCCCCGAUGGUGGAUGUGGGGAUUGUAUUCUUAAGGGAUGACGUUGAAAUUUUUUCCAAUAAAUUUGCAAGAACUGACUCAUCCAAAGUAAUGAAUCACAUUAAGAAUUUAAUUAGAGCAUCAAAGGUGGAGAUUCAGGACUAAGAGCUGGCAGAUAUGGAGUCUCAAAAACUCAGCUCAACAUAAAACGUCAUAAGGAGUAUCUUCACCAAUACACACAUGCACACACACUCAUAUAACAAUCCUUCCUUCCAAUUUCUCAUUUUGACCCAACAUAAACUAAAUAAUAAUGUGUUGGCACCUAAUCUUCCCAACUUAUUUCUUUGUGCAUGUGUACAUGUGUAUAUGUGCACUAUAUAAAUGGAAACAUGUCAGGCUGAUGUGUGCAUACAUAUAUGACAUAUGUAUUCAUAUUUGUGCACUUGCAUAUGGAGGCCAUAGGUCAACAUCAGGCAUUUUCCUUGAUUGCUCUCCAACUUGUUUCAUUGAGGCAGAGUCUCUCACUGAAUCCAGAGCUCACAAGUUAGCAAGGUUGGCUGACCAAUGAGGUUCUUCCUUCUCCACCCUCAACUGGGACCAAAGCUACAUGCCUCUGUGGUUGGCUUUUAGAAAUUAUAGUGCUAGAGAUGUGAACUCUGGUCUUUAUGAUUAUACAGCAGAUGCUUUUCUAACAGAGCCAUCAUCCCAGUCAGGAGAACUCCCCAAACUAUAUCUUUAAAUUUUACUCAAUAUUCAAGAUAUCCUGGGCUCUGUAUCUUCUCCUAUGAGAUAUAUGGUAAGAUUGGAUUAUCUGGUCUCAGGCAUCCCUAGCUGAUAGAAAUUUUCAUGAUGAGGGACAUGCCCAAGUGUGGGCUGUGCCUUAGAGUAGCUACCAGUAUGUAGAGGAAAUUUGUGGGACCAGAGGUACAGAGAAAAGGUCAAGGGAGCUUUUACCUGGGUUGAAGAAGCUUCAACCCGAUUACCUUAAACAUGAUGACAGCAGUAGUUGGCUACCUACCCUUCUAACCUGGCUGCUUCCUUACCAUCAACCCUGACAUUACCAGGCUUCACUCCUUGUUUGACCUUUUAAUGUGCACCACCCACACCUCACCUCUGUGCACACUACAGCUCCUUAGUACGUAGAUGAGGCAUCCUCUGCUCUAGCCAGUGAUACACAGCCACACGGCCUGAGAGAUCCUGACUGCCUCCCCAGAGGCAUAAAUUCCACCCCCAAUAAACAGGACUAAUUCUCUGAAGCGAUUCUCAGGUGUGUUCAAGCCUUCACACACUCAUCACGCACCAGGCUAAGCUUCCUUCCCUCCAGUCCAGCUCAGUGUGGUGAGAAACAGGCCCGGCUACCCCAACCUGAUGGGGAAGCAGACACAGGGGCGCAGAAACUUAUUAUAUGAGAUAUGAAUAGUGAUGUAAUUUAUACUUCUCCUCAGUCUUGGUUAACCUGUACUUGUUUAACAUGUGUGGUCUGUUGAUAAACAAAGAGAUGCGAGGGACAAGAUCUGAGGACGGGGGCUGCUAUUGCUUAGCUAGAAGUGAUGCAACAAAGUGUGACAGACCGAGGCUGAUGUAGCAUCCUCUGAACUGUCUUCUCUCUGAAUGUGCCUAUGUUCCGGUUCCCUUUGCUUGUGAGGACAUCAGUAGUACGCCAUUAGGGACCAGCCCAAUGACUCUAUUCUUACUUACUUCAAAAAGUACCUUGCGUCCAAAUUGGUUACUUGGUGAGCUAUCUGUCCCCAUGGCCGUAACUCAGAGAAGGAAAGAUUAGCUUCGCCUCAUGGUUCCAGUCCAUGGCCACUCAGCCACAUUGUUUCUGGGCUUUUCAUGAGGCAAACCACUAUGUGGAAAAGAGAACAACUUUCCUCACACCAUGCAAAGAGGAGGUGUGUGUCACAGGCAGGACAUUGUCCCCGCCAGCGGGGACCCAGUUAUUCAGGGUCCCGAAGAGGCUUUCUACCUGUGGGCCAAAUGAGGGUGAAGAGAAGAAGGAGACCAAGCAAGAUUCUGUUGUCAAGGUCUCGUUUAUUGAGAGAAAUGUACAGCAUUUAAAGCUCUGAGGCAGGAAUAGAAGCGGGAACUGAAGCUUAGGGUGGGGGAGUUUGGGAAGUGCCCAAGGAUAUAAGGUGAAUCACUACACUGCAAGAUAUCCUCCUAUAACAAAGAGGCAACCGUCUUCCAGGGACAUGUUCUUUGAAAAGGUCGAACCCUUCUCAGGAAUCUGCUCAGGGACAUCGGUGUUUUGCUCAGGCUGAAACAUCCUGUCAUUGCUCCCAGGGUCUUCCUGGGAGAGGCUCUUAGAGGAGUACCUGAAUAUUGGCUUGUGAAAGCUACCACAUCUCGAGUGUAAUCCACUUGUACCAUACAUUGAAACCUAUGCAAUUUGAGUUCUCUGUUUUCCCACUCUCUGACCAAUCACCAUCAAGUGCAGUAAAUUUGUUAAACUUAUUAUAUAGAGAGGCUAUAUAGGGACAUAUCCUAUGACUAUAGGUUCCAGAAUCAGAUAUGCUGACCUAUCACUUCCUUGAAGGUAUAGAACUUUUUAACUCUGCUAGUUUAUCUUAAAAAAAAAACAGAUAUAAAAACACAAAUUUAUGGGCUGGGAGUAGGGCUGGGAAUGCAGUUGGCAGAGUGCUUGCAUAGCAUUUAUAAAGCCCAGCAUUUGCUCUCCAGCUCUGUGUAAAUGAGGUGUGGUAGUGUACACCUAUAAAUCUGAACACUUAGAAAGCAAAACCAACGGAGUCUGAAGUUCAAGGUCUUCCCCAGCCACAUGUGAGUUUGAGUCUAUCCUGGGUUAUAUAAGACCUUUGGCCAAAAAUAAAUAAAACUAAACGUGAAAGCGAAUGAUUAAGCAACCAGCUAAGACGCUAUGUAAGGCAAGUGCAUUCUUUAGUACUUGGUACAUAGAACCCUGUCUGCCUAUUCACCAUGACUUUUAACUUGCCCUCAAAGUCUUAGUGUUAGGCCAAUAAGAGGGACACAGCACAUACGAGCUGGCUCCAUUGAGAAGGAACUGGAAGGAUCACAUGCUAGUCACGUUCAAGGGAGGAACAGUGCUGGGUAGAUUGCUCGGUGGUAAAAAGCACUCUUCAUGCAAACGUGAGGGCCAGAGUCUGGGUCCUCAGAACCCACCAAAAUGGAGGCUGCCUGCCUAGACUUUCACAAUGAGCCAAGAAGUAAGAUUAGACGUGUCAGUGAGCUCUGGGUUUGACUGAGCAAUCCAGUCUCAGUGAAGAAGGCUCUCCGUCAAGAAUGAUUGCAGACACCAACCUCUGAGCAUACAGUGUGCCCCCACACAUGCAAACAUAUAUAAAAACAUGUACAAUGCAAUACAACACACACACAAAGUAUAAUUGCCAAGCUCUAUAAUGCAUGGAUUAUUUCCAGAAAACACAAUUGCUUUGCCUUGAUGCCGGCUGGGCCAGUACAGACUAAAACCAACCCUGAAAGCCAUCUGGGUUGGAAGAAUUGGAAUUCUUGAAACAUUUUUAAUUUCCAAGCAGUAUGCUGUAUCAUAACCACUUUCAAAUCACCGAUGGUAUCAAGCAUUUCUCUCAAGAGAGCAGCGUGGUUUCUGCGAGGCACUUUCUUUUGUGUCACGCAUUGCCACAGUGGUUCUGUCUCUGAUCCCUACAUGUGUUCUUCCAUUGUGUUUAAUUUAGAGAGAUUAUAAUCAGCGAUCAGUCCUAGAUCCCGCCUAGACUCCUCGUCAUCUGUAUGGUGGGGGUAAGCUUUUUGAUGUGCGUGUUCUUUGAAUUUCCCAAAGUACUCCUGAUUAUCAUUUAUGCUUCACAGAGGUUGAGACUCCCUUCCUGUCCACAGGCUUCCUCUUUCCCUAAACCAUCUCUAAUGACUUAGGAAAAUUGUUUUCCGUUGUCUCCUUCCCUGAUGUCACAUGCUUUAUAAUUCACAAUCCUUCAGUGUGCUUCUCCUCCACCUAUCAGCAGCAGCUCCCAUAAUUCCUGGCCCACGUGGGGCAUUUGUUCUACGUUUGGUGAAUUAUUUUAAACUACUGGCUUUUUCCCUACUCUAUCAAGUAGAAGCUUUGCAGUAAGGCCCAGGACUAAGAACCAAUGUAACAAGUCUCUCUUGUCCUUGCACUUCUGCAGUAUUUUGCAUCAAGAAGGAUGGUACACUCACAUACCACACUGUGAUAUUUUGGUGAGUGACAGACUAUGUACAAAGUCAAUGUAUAUUAUAUUAUAGCAUAUUAUGUCAUACUAUAUUAUAUUAUUACAUAUUAUACUUUAUUAUUUUCUUACCUGCUGGUGUAGUAACUAUGUAUAAACUCAUUCUAUGUGUGCAUCAUUCUAAAAUCCCCUAAUGACGCUUUAUCUGAAUGCAUUCUGUUCUUAAAUGAUGUGUGACUAUACCCUUAAGCACUUUAUUACACACACACACACACACACACACACACACACACACACACAUACACGGAACAACAGAGUAUAUCUUGAACAUCUUCAAAGAAGACAGCUGAUGUCUUAUUUUGGAGUCUGAGAUUAAGGAGUUCAAACAAGGAAGAUGAUUCUCUCCUUCAUUAAAAUCCUGCCCUUGAUCACGGCCUCCCUGCCCCACAUCCUUGGGAGAAUGGAGGAGAACAAAAGAAAGAACCUUGUACCUGAUCCGCACAGGAUUGAAAGCUUUCACCGCUUAAAAAGUGAGGCAAAAUGAAAGCCUCAAGAGAAAGAACCCAGCACUCUGCCCAUGUACUACUGUAGAAAGCCACAGGCUGAUGGAUGCGACCUGUAACAUUGAGAGCCUAUUCACUGUGGGUAUUGUAACAGUGAGAGCUGUAACGGUGAAUACACUGUGGGCAUUGCUCACAUCGGUGGUGAUGGUGUAGGACAAAACAGAGUACCAUGGGUCAGUGCUGAUGACUUGCCAUUUCCCUCUAAACAUCCCUGACGAUAAGGAACUGCCCUAACCCUCAACUUACACAUUUAGAGCAACAUUUAUUUUUUACUCCCCACCUCUCAGUUACCUAUGUGUAUGCACAUGCAUGCAUGUGCAGGUGUGUGUGCAUGCAUGUAACUGUAUGUAUGCACAUGUCUGAUCAUGCACUUGUGUUGCAGCCAAAAGUCAGCCUCAGUUGUCGCUACUCGGGAGCCAACCACCUUGCUUCGUGAGACAGGUAUCUCUUCCUCACAGUCCUGGAACUCAGUUAUUAGGCUUGCAGGUCCACCAGUGAGCCCAAAGGAUUACCUUCCUCCUCUUUCCCAGCCCUAAGGUUAAAACCAAACCCUGCCACGGUCUGGGGAAUUUCUUUUUUUCAUGUGGAUUGUAAGGUUGGAACUCAUAUGCUUGUCCCUCACCAACUGAACUCUCUCCCCAAAUCCUACUAUCAUAUAAAGAAAGUUACAUAGACCUGUGCUUUUUUAUCUUGUUUAAUAUACUUGGAGCUUCCGCUGAACCCGAUUAUGGAUGACUCUUGGAAUUCUACAGGGGACAGAAUUUCGUCUUGAAGAACAACUAUGAAUUCGACUUGAAGGCAGCCUACAAAGAAGUUUGGGGAAGAAUCAGAGAUAAACUUGUUACUUCUGCUCUGUUGACCAGAAUAUAUUUAUGUUUUACACGAGAUCUUCAUAAAUGCUGCAACAGGUUGGCACUAAAGGAGGUCGUGGUGGAAUAAGGAACUCUCUUCCUCUCUUUCUUGUCUUUUGUCCCCUCUCUGUGGAACAGCGUAGCAAAACAAUCGCUCUGUUUAUUAUGAGCACCUGGAGAGAUGUUCGUUCUGUGCUUGACAAGAGACACUCUGCGCAUUGUUACUUGGGGGAUAAGAGUUCUAGUAACGAACUGUAAGUGUUGGGAAAAUCUCGGGCAACAUGAUAAUAGUGGGUGCAUAUAUUCCCUUAUCUGGUUUAGAAAAAUGAAAUAAAUCUAAGAAGUUGCAGAAGACAUCUUUGCACUUAGAGUGCUUUCCUGGCACUCCAACACUGCGGAUAACCCAGAAGAUGUUGUUAUACUAAUCUGCUGUUAAUAUUUAGGGCUGUCCCCAGUCUUCCGGUUGUACAACGAUAAAGACACAAAAAAAUUAUUCAUGCUGAGGAAAAAUAUUAACAAUACAAAUGUUGAGAUUUUUUUUCAAAACAAUGACUGGUCCCCCAAGCAGGUGGAUAUCUCUCCUUUUCCAUUAUUGAUUACAGUACAUUGAUUUCCGUGUACCAUGAGGCUCUACUUACGAGGCACGCGUAGCAUCUUCCAAAUUCAGGAUAAGUUUGCAUUCAAGAAGUUGGAGAUAUUGUUUAAUGGUUUGCUAGUCUAAGAAAACAUAUACAUCUGUUCCAGUUGACAGGACUCCUCCGCCCCUUUCACGGUUCUGCUUACAUUGUAUGCCUUGUCCCUCCCCUGUGGGCAGUUCACAGGGAAGCCAAAGUGUCUACUGAUGAUCUCCAGGUAGCUAGACUUGGUCCCAGCUGUCCUGAGAAGCAUAAGCCAGAGGCAUGGGGCCAAUCGCUCUUUUCUUGCUUUGUGCUUUGGCGUCUAUUGUCUCCAUACAGUCACAUUUUUUUAAAAAAAAAAAAAAAAAAAGAAAAAUGCUUUUAUUUUUGUACUAGUUUCUUUCUCUUACCAUAUCUCUUCCAGGAACAGUAUCUUGAACUAAUUCAAGGCUGAUAUAUCAAACCCUAAUUAUUAAAUGCAUGACUAAGUAAUCCCCGUUUUUUAGGAAGCCUGGGCAAGUCAUCUAGUCUGGAAAGAAUUAGCAUCGCUUUCAUACUGACUGUGGGUGUUCUAGUGCCCCCUGGAGGACAGAGCGAGGAAAUGCAGGCUGGCUGACUUCACAAGUUCUGUGAUUACUGACGCUUGACACCACAUCCGGCUAGAAGAGAGCUCUCCAUGAAGCCCCACAAAGAUAAACAUCAACACUAAGUGAAACAACAAAAUGUAAGCUACUUACAUAGCAUAUGUGUCUACUGAGGUAUGUGUAGAUGCCCUUCCCCCACAACCAUUGAGUGUCCGUCGUUCCUCAGGAGGAGCCUCACUGGCUCCAAGCCAAAUACAACUAUACUAUAUAUUUUGUUUGGUAACUCGUCUUCCUUAUUUAAGGUCAGCAUAGACGUCAUAUUAUACCCUUGAAAAGAGAGCUAAACACAGACUCUUAUCUUUGUGUGGGCCUAAGGAUGAAUGCUAUUUAUGUGGUUUCUUUGGUCAGUUUCACUAUUUUUAAUUUUUUUAUUUCAUAAUUUCAUAGUGAAAUAGUGUCAUGAUUAUGAUAGGGAUAACAAACACUCUCUGAUUGGAUUUGAGGGCCACUUCACAGGAGAGAACUUAUGCCUGGUUCUAUAAACCUGUGCCUGAGUAUGUGGCCGGAGAAGUCAUAGGCUCUAGAUGAGAUCCAUUACUAUUUAUUUUGCUAAACAGUCAUGCUGUGACAAUGCUUUUGAAACCCUGAUGUUUGUAUCCACAAAUUGGUGCUAUAAGCAGCUGCCAUCAGAGAAUCUUCUCAGUGCCAUGGGAAGCAGGCAAAGCAGAACUUCAUGACCAGCCAAAGUUUGUCAAAUACGUGAUAGUGACAUGCUCAGUCCUAAACGGGCCAGCUGUCACCCACUUCCAGGCUGAGAGAACAUCAUGGAAGAGGAGAGUCAGAGAUUGUCAGAGGCUGGAAAGAUGCCCAACCAUUAGGGGUGUGUGCUGCUUUUCCAGAGGAGUUCAUUCUCAGCCCCCAUGUCAGGUGACUCACAAUUGCCUGUAACUCCAGCUUCAGGGAGAGUUGACAUCUCUCAUCCUGCAGGUGUCUGCGGGAGCACACACACACACACACACACACACACACACAAAUACACAUAUACACAUGCACACACAUAUACAUACACACAUACACACAAAAACACAUAUGCACACAUACACAAAUACAUACACACAUGCACACACACAUACAUACACAUAUGCAUACACAUAUACAUACACACAUACACACAAAAACACAUAUGCACACAUAUACACAAAUACAUACACACAUGCACACACACAUACAUACAUACACAUAUGCACACACAUAUACAUACACACAUACACACAAAAACACAUAUGCACACAUAUACACAAAUACAUACACACAUGCACACACACAUACAUACAUACACAUAUGCACACACAUAUACAUACACACAUACACACAAAAACACAUAUGCACACAUAUACACAAAUACAUACACACAUGCACACACACAUACAUACAUACACAUAUGCACACACAUAUACAUACACACAUACACACAAAAACACAUAUGCACACAUAUACACAAAUACAUAAACGCAUGCACACACAUACAUACAUACACAUAUGCACAUCACACACACACAUAUACACAAAUACAUACACACAUGCACACACACAUACAUACACAUAUGCACAUCACACACACAUAUAUACACAUAUACACAAAUACAUACACACAUGCACACACCCAUACAUACAUACACAUAUGCUAUCACACACAUAUACACACAUAUGCACACACAUACAUACACACAAACACACACAUGCACACACACAUAUGUACAUAUACCUAUGCACACACACAUACAUACACACAAAAACACAUAUACACACACAUACAAACACACACACAUGCACACACAUACAUACACACACAAAUACACAUAUACACAUGCACACACAUAUACAUACACACAUACACACAAAAACACAUAUGCACACAUACACAAAUACAUACACACAUGCACACACACAUACAUACAUACACAUAUGCAUACACAUAUACAUACACACAUACACACAAAAACACAUAUGCACACAUAUACACAAAUACAUACACACAUGCACACACACAUACAUACAUACACAUAUGCACACACAUAUACAUACACACAUACACACAAAAACACAUAUGCACACAUAUACACAAAUACAUACACACAUGCACACACACAUACAUACAUACACAUAUGCACACACAUAUACAUACACACAUACACACAAAAACACAUAUGCACACAUAUACACAAAUACAUAAACGCAUGCACACACAUACAUACAUACACAUAUGCACAUCACACACACAUAUACACAAAUACAUACACACAUGCACACACACAUACAUACACAUAUGCACAUCACACACACAUAUAUACACAUAUACACAAAUACAUACACACAUGCACACACCCAUACAUACAUACACAUAUGCUAUCACACACAUAUACACACAUAUGCACACACAUACAUACACACAAACACACACAUGCACACACACAUAUGUACAUAUACCUAUGCACACACACAUACAUACACACAAAAACACAUAUACACACACAUACAAACACACACACAUGCACACACAUACAUACACACACAAAUACACAUAUACACAUGCACACACAUAUACAUACACACAUACACACAAAAACACAUAUACACACAUAUACACAAACACAUACACACAUGGGCACACACAUACACAUAUGCACAUACACAUAUACACACAUAUGCACACACAUACAUACACACACAAACACACACAUGCACACACUCACACAGAUAUGUACACAUACAUAUGCACACACAUACAUACACACAAAAACACAUAUACACUUACAUACAAACACACAUACACACAUACACACACAUACACACAAACACACACAUUCACACAUACACACAUGCACACACAUAAACACACACAUAUGCACACACAAACACACACAUAAGCACAUAUGCACACAAACACAUACACACACAUUUAAAAUAAGUUUUAUAAAAGGAAUAUAAAACCAGAGAAAGGGGAGAUAUACAGUAAAAAGGUACCUUGUGGACAUGACAAAACCAUUGCACUCACAAACACACUGGACCCCCCUAAACAUUCCAACAUGGCUGACAGAAAGGCCAGUGAGUCCCUUCCUCCUGAGGACUACUGCCAAUUAAUGGCUGUUGGGGAAGGUGCAUCUGUGCAUAUUUUAGUAGACAUAUAUGCUAUGUAAGUAGCUUACAUUUUGUUUUUGUUGUUUCACAAAUGACGGUAAAGGAACUAUUCCUUGAAGAACAUAUUUAUGCGGCUGCUUCAGUGUAGUUUCGAAGUAAAUUAUGCAAGUUGAAAGCUGUGUCAAAAGUAUGCUUGCUUAAUUUUUCAUAGACUUUGUCAAAUUAUUCUCUGGGUGGUUUAUAAAUGUUGACAAUCACCAACCAUACAUGAAAGACUCUAUUCUCCAUCAGGGGGGAACUGUCGAUGGUCUCUGUUUAUGUGUCACAUAAAUAAAUAUGUCUGUAUUUCAAACAAUGAACUGGAGUCCUGACGGCCAUGAUCUGAAUAGCAAUGCCUCCCCCCACGUAUGUUCAAGUGCUCACCUAAAAGUAACAGUACAAAACGGCGCUCUGUAGGGAUUGCUCAGGUCUUGCUGACGAUGCCCUUUUGAAUAAGGUUCCUGCUCUCCUGAUGAGGCAGGAGAACGUCUCCAUCCCUUGCACUGUGAGGAAAUACAGUAAGAUGCCGUUUAUGACCCCAACACGCCCCUCACCAGUCUCCAAAUCUCCCGGCAUAUCUCUUCUAGAGUUUUAGCCUCCACAACUGUGGAAAUAAGUGUGUGCUAUUUACAAGUCACUCUGUAUAUAGCAACCAGAUUGUAGGAAGACAACUGUGUAUUAAUAUUUAAUGUACUGUGCUAACAAUGGAGUAAACUGAGAGUGGAGGUAUGAAAACAAGGCAGACAGCUCUUGUUCUCUGUGAACAGAUCAGUAGAGAGUCCUCUAUUUUCUAAAUUAUCAAUUGGCCAUUUAUACUUUACUCUUUGCACAGUGUCUGCUCACUUUUAAACUCCACCGAUUAAAUGCACUGUUUGCUUUUUGUAGUAGUUAGUAUUUUUUUGAGUUCUCUGUAUAUUCUGAGUACUGGUCCUCUGUCCAGUAUACAUCUAUUCACUCUUAUUCUGUGAGCUGUCUCUAUAUUCUGUUGUCUUUUAGGAAAUGGAGAAGCCUUCUAAUUUCAUGAACAAACCAGGCACAGAAACACAAAUGCUGUAAGUUUUCUACCAUGUGUGCAAAUGUGAAUUACACAGACACAUCUGUGAGGUGUGAGUGAGCAUGUGUGUGUAUGCAUACAUGUGUGCAUGUGUGUGUGAUGAAAGUACAGGGGAAAAAGAGAAAAGUGGAGUGGGCAUGUGGGGUAGGACACGUAAUGGAAUCUGACCAAAGUGCAAGGCACACUUGAAAAUGUCAUGACAUUCUAGUGUGCACAAUAAAUAUACUCUAGUAAACCCUUUAAGGACAUCUAUUUAGUUUUGUUUGUGUGUAUGUCUGUGUGUUUGCAGAUGUGUGUUUGCGUGUAUGUGAGCACUGUGUGGAUGCAUAUGUGCCAUGACAAAUGUAUAGAGGUCAAAGGGCAGCACAGUGGAGUCAGUUUCCCCCUUCCACCAUGUGGUUCCCAUCUUGGAGAUAGAACAGAUUAGUAGACUUGGUGGCAAGCCCCAGCAUCCACUGAACCACCUCAGUUUCCACCCUAACACACACACACACACACACACACACACACACCACACACACACACACCACACACACACCACACACACACCACACACACACACACCACACACAUACCACACACACACACACACACACACCACACACACACACACCACACACACACACCACACACACACACCACACACACACACACACCACACACACACACCACACACACACCACACACACACACACCACGUGUGUGUGUGUGUGUGGGUAUGUGGGUGUUCUCUGUGUGUUUUUAGUGAAGUCAAACACCUUUCAACAUACACGUAAGCCAUUUGUUCUUUCCUGCUGAUUUAUUAAUUCUAGUCCCAGCUAUCUUUUAGGUUAUCUUUUCCUUGGAAAUUCUAAAUUCUCAUAACUUAAAUUUUCUGAGUAAUUUGAGUUACCAUUUGCUAUAUGUAAGAUUUAGGCAAGUCUAUUAAACUUUACUGUUUCUGGGGUUGUUAGGAUUAACAAUGAUUACAUUUAUAAAAUAAUUUUAUUCACAAUGAACUUUUAUAAUUGCCAACUAAUUAGUUAACCAAUUGCAUCCACUCUCCUGGGUUGGCAUGCAGACUUACCAUAGACUCAAUAGCUUAAAUCGCACCUUAAUAUCUUAUAGUUCUGGAGACUGCAAGACCAGGUUGUCAGACAGCUGUUUUCCCCUAAGGCAGUCAGUCACCUAAGCUUGAAGAUGACCACUUUCUCUCCACUGAAUCCUUAUGUGAACCUCUUCCCGGCCCUUCUUUCUGUGUGUGGAGGCGAGGAGGAAACAGUCAGUCAGUCAGUCAGUCAGUCAGAUAGACAGACAGACAGAGAAUCCUGCCUGGACACUAAUCCUAUCAGAUCACCCCUUUUGUUAUUAUUAGCCCCACUAGUACCCCUAAAGUCCCCUUCUCUGAACACAGUCGCAUUAGGAGAGAUUUCCACAUGACUGAGUUCAAAACAAUUCACUCCUCAACUUCCACCAGCGGAAACUUGCAGAUCACCCGCGCACUGCUGUGUGGUGACCUUGCUAACAGAGGACAAGGAUGGGGCCCCUGGUCUCCUGGAGUUUACAGUCUAAUCUCACAGACCCGUGCCGAGCUGUAGUUCUACAGUUGCAAAUGCUUGCCCCUGAGGUAGCGAGCACAGGGUGGCAGGGGCUGUCGUGGCUGUGGAACAGUUUCCUGUACCUCUUAGUCCUGGAGAGGCAUCUUAAAAUGAGACGUGGAGCGCUGCUGCUUAACCUCUGGUCAAAAGGGAGAUUGGAUAUACACGCAGGAGGGAGAUUAAAGAAUGUGGCAAAAAGAAGUGGGGAAUACAGGGAAGAUUCUAAAAUACAUUGUGGUGUGAAAAACCAAACCUGUGUAGAGGGAAUCUGACGCUUAGAGAAAAGCACACACCCCUAAGCCAGGAAGUAGAAACAACCUCUCCGGGCAUCCUUCCCCAUGAAAUACUCAGAGCUUUCUCAAAUGUUUACUAUCCUCUGGCAAUCGCGGUAAGAAGAUGUGGUGUUUGUUCAGCUCUAUAUUUUGUUUCAGGCAGCAAUAAAUAAACACAGAGAUGUUUGCGAUCAUACAUUCACUCCAUAAAUAUUUGCUGUAUAUUGUUUCUGCAUAAAAUAUUAGAUACUAUAGUAUUAAGCCCUGUGUGUCUAUAACAAUGACCACACAGGGUCUAUUUCUGAAAAAUUAGUCUUGAAGUAAAAUGGACAUAAGAGCACCUUCACUUAGGCAAAGCUUUCCCACAUACACCUUCCCCACCUCUGCUGGGGCAACCAAGGAGGAGUAUCCCUAUUCACUAACUGUCUCGCUGCCACUGAGAUUCAUUCUGAGAACGUCUUUGGCAAAGCACACUGGACGCUGCUAACCAGCUGUAAAAUCAGAUUGGGACUUGAGUCAACAUUAGCCCCUUGUACCAGUUCUCUGCUGCCUUCUUUAAUGGUUCGAUAAAAAAGAUAACAUGAAAAUUGCCAACUGAAUCCCGUUGUUUAUUUUUCCAUAGACUCUAGGAGCAAGAUGACAGACUCUUGCUACGUAAGUGUUAGAAUCCAAUUCCUUAAGUAGCAGAGCCCAGUAUUUGUCCUGAGCUGUUCAGAAGGGAUUUUAUUUAAAGCAGACAAACGAAAUUAAUUCACGGAAAUACAUUUGCCAGCUCCAUUUUGCUUGGGUCAAGAAAAAAUGGAAGUAAAAGCUGAUUUUUUUAAAAAGAUACAAUAUUUUAAUUAAACCUUGAGAAUUUUGGAUAAUAUGUUCUACUCAUGUUCACCCGACCCCUUGCUUACCUCUUUGCAGAUCUAAACCCACCACCCUAAACCCUUCCACAUCAUGUCCUCUGAAAACAAAACAAAACAAAACAAAACAAAACAAAACAAAAACCCUGUCAACUUCAAUUUGUGCUGCCCAUAAAAUGUCCUGUGUGGGGCCAAACAUGGGAGUGCGGUCAACACCGUAGUCACAUUCUGCAUAGUAUCAAUAGCCACAUCCGAAAGGAAAACUGACUCCUCUCUAUCCCAAGCCACCAAUGGCCUGCAGCUCCACAGUUAUGACUGGGGACUCAUAAGCUGCUUCCUACUCCGUGCUAGAAUAUUUACUGGCUUAGCCUUAUGCAGACAUCGUGCGUGCAACCACAGCCUUUAUCUCCUCCCCCUUCUUCAGGAAAAGGCAAAUGCUAUAGUUGAAAAAAAAACAACACAAUUCUUACUGCAGAGAGGAUGAGAUAAUUUAUUCUGGAGCCACGUAUGUGUGAGGGUAGCCAGAGAACACAGCAUUAUGUUACCCCAAACUCCAUGCUCUAACACAAAAGCAAUGGAAGGAAGCCAUUAUAGCAACAGAGAAAAGAAAGGAGUCAUAAAUUAAGACGCUAUUCUACUGCACUGGUAGAAGCAUUAGGUAGGCAGAUUAAAAGUCAGGAAUCUCGGCAGUAGAUCAGGUGCUAACUGACAACGCGUUUAGCCUUUUGGUUGGUGACAACUAUCAGUCUGUUACUAUAUCCCUCUCGAAGUUUUACCUGUAAUUCAUGAAGGCACAGUCAGCCACAGAAGUAGGAAAGAUGGCGUAUGACAAAUGGCAAUUAGCUUCCGGGUCUGCAAUAUCCCAACCUCUCCAUGAUCGCUGAAAUGGUGAUCAGUUCAUCAGCCUUGCAGAAGGCUCCUGGAAAGGUGCUGUUCUUUCUGGCACUCUCAUCCGCUGAAUAAAAAGAAAAGAAAAGAAAAUGAUGUUCACUAGACAAGCGAACCGACGUCAAUAAUGUGAGAUUGUAUAACUGGAGAACCCCCUUUGUUGAAACGUAAACCUGUAUCUUUAGACCCUAACUAUUGGAAGUGCAUAUUGGAAGAGCAGGCUGGCUCUUGACAGUCUAUGGAGGAGUAGCCAUAGGCCCUGUGACAAGCUGUUCACCAUGAAGUCCCCAAUAACAGCACUUCCCUUUUCUUCUGACUGCUCUGGGAAGUGACCAAGGACAACCCUUUUACUUGAGUGUCUCCUAGGCUCACAGGAGGGCUAUGAAUAAGGAAAGGCAAGGGUAAUUUACUAUGCCACUUAGUUUACAGUGCCUUUUGGGAAACCCAUUUCCACUAUGUGGUGUCCCUUUCAGAGCUUAUUUCUGAUCAUUUUCUGAGCCGUUCAAACAGCCUAUUAGUGCUGUUCCCAUUUUAUGAAUGAAGGCACUAGGAUUCUAAUCAAGUCAGGACGUUCUCCAGGAAGUGACAGGCAGGAUCAAAUCCCUGGUCUGCUUGACAUGAUUGUUCCCCACCUCUCCACACUAAAGGUUCUGUCUUCCUUUUCAUUCUAACGUAGGUGUAGAGAACAAGAGAGGACAUGAACAUACGCCCAGUUCAGCUGUUUUCUUCUGCUAACAUCCAGAGAGUCAAGUAGAAACUUUGUGGAUCAGACAGUUGGCCCUGUGAACUCUUCUGUCACACCUAAAAGCAACCUCAGACAAUACAGCGGGGGGUGGAGGGGAGAGCAUGUGGUUCAAUAAAACUUUAUUCAUAAAAAAAAAAAA